Messenger RNA from Zymoseptoria tritici IPO323, 774 nucleotides. RefSeq lists its product as uncharacterized. The transcript has a single exon. The coding region runs from base 113 to 631 and encodes 172 amino acids. The record is from RefSeq and is a predicted model, not a curated record. Lineage: Eukaryota; Fungi; Ascomycota; Dothideomycetes; Mycosphaerellales; Mycosphaerellaceae.
GCUAGCGGGGUCUGAAGACGUUGAGGGAGGCGCGUCAGUGGUUGACGUGUCGAUACUCGAAGAAGGUAUCGCGCUGCUCGGGUCCAGAAUCGCAGAGGUGACUCCACCGACGAUGGAGGUCACCCCAUCAACAAGAGAGGUGACUCCACCAACGAUGCUGGAGACGGGUAUCGACACGUCCACACCCACGGACGCAGAUACAACGGGCGCAUCUGUGACAACGCUGGCGACGCCGCUGGCAACCCCGCUGGCAACCCCACCCACCGCCCCUUCUGCUGCAGACAAAACUGAUCCAGCGUCCUGCCGCGGCACCAAGACCUGGAAGUCUGCGUUGGCCAUUGGCGGCCUGGCGACACCUUCCAAUGCCUUUGCUUCGUACGCGGGCGUACUUGAAGCUCCCAGAUGUUUUAUUCUGUCCUUCUCCUGCGAUGGAGAGCCAUGCAGCCUCCGGCGCUUGGGUGGAGGUGGAGCCAUGGCUGCGUCCAUACCAUUCGACUCCUUGUGCUGUAAUAUCCAACUCUUCGCUUUCAAUGUAUUUCUGGAUGAUAGAGGGCCUCGGAUAAUUCAGAAGCGCGACAGCGGGUGUAUCGUCGAUGCUCGUAUGCGUGAUAUGCGUGACCUCUCGCAGUAGCUGUGCCGGUUUAUUGCAACAGCGAAAGGAGGGCAAAAUAUUGGCGAAUCGGUUUCCAGGAGAAGCGAGUGUACACCGGACCAGAGGCCGGCAGAUGGAUAUGGAGAGGGUGUGUGAUUAUUCGAGAAGUCGUUGAUGAAGAG